This is a messenger RNA of Lecanosticta acicola, 2378 nucleotides long. The record is from the annotation of a GenBank genome assembly. Lineage: Eukaryota; Fungi; Ascomycota; Dothideomycetes; Mycosphaerellales; Mycosphaerellaceae.
AUGAUGCGGCAGAGCAUGUUGCGUUCGUUGGCCCGCUCGCCCGCAGCCCAGGCGGCCAGGGCCAAUGCCUCCCACAGUGCAGCGCGCACCUUUGCCACGAGCGCAAGACGGCAGGCCGAGGUCGAGCUGACUGUGGAUGGCAAGAAGGUCUCGAUUGAAGGUAUGCUGGAUGACGCCGUGGAGGGCGAGCAAGAGCAAUACUGACCAUGUUGGGACAGCUGGAUCCGCGCUCAUCCAAGCAUGCGAGAAAGCCGGUGUUACGAUCCCGCGUUACUGCUACCACGAGAAGCUCAUGAUUGCGGGAAACUGCAGAAUGUGUCUGGUCGAAGUUGAGCGCGCACCGAAGCCAGUGGCCUCGUGUGCCUGGCCGGUACAGCCUGGCAUGGUGGUGAAGACGAACAGCUCGCUCACACACAAGGCAAGAGAAGGCGUAAUGGAAUUCCUUUUGGCAAAUCACCCGCUAGACUGCCCCAUCUGCGAUCAGGGUGGCGAGUGCGACUUGCAAGAUCAGAGCAUGAGAUAUGGCGCAGACAGAGGGCGAUUCCACGAGCUGGAGGGCAAGAGAGCAGUUGAGGACAAGAACAUUGGACCUUUGGUCAAGGUGUGUUUCUUCGGCCUGUAGAAAACAAGUGCGGCUUGACUGACAUGUCCAGACCUCCAUGAACCGCUGCAUUCACUGCACACGAUGUGUCCGUUUCGCAAACGAUGUCGCUGGUGCACCUGAGCUGGGCAGUACUGGCCGUGGCAACGACCUCCAGAUCGGCACAUACCUUGAAACCGCUCUCGACACCGAAUUGUCCGGAAAUGUCAUCGAUCUCUGCCCCGUUGGCGCUUUGACAUCAAAGCCAUAUGCCUUCCGCGCCCGUCCUUGGGAACUUCAACACACUGAAACCGUUGAUGUAAUGAACGGCCUGGGAAGCAACAUCCGUGUCGAUGCUCGAGGCCUUCAGGUCAUGCGUAUCCUGCCAAGGCUUAACGACGAUGUCAACGAGGAAUGGAUCGAUGACCGAAGUCGCUUUGCUUGCGAUGGUCUCAGCACACAACGUCUUACCACGCCACUCAUCCGAAGGGAUAACCAGUUCCAGCCAGCCACUUGGGAGAACGUUUUGGUGGAGAUCAGCGAGAAGUUCAAGGAGCUUGCACCAAAGGGUGACGAGGUCAAAUUCGUCGCUGGUGAGCUUGUCGAGGCUGAGACUCUUGUUGCUGCAAAGGACCUCGCAAACCGUCUUGGAUCUGAGAACCUGGCUUUGGACUUCCCUCAAGGAUCCGCACCUCUGGCACACGGCACGGACGUUCGCUCCAACUACUCUUUCAACUCUCACAUAGUCGGUGUCGAGGCUGCCGACACAAUUCUUCUUGUCGGCACUAACCCAAGAUGGGAAGCCUCAGUUCUUAACGCCAGAAUAAGGAAGCAGUGGCUCCGCUCUGACCUCGAAGUCGGACUUGUUGGCCCAGACUUCGAGUCUACCUUCGACUACGAGAACCUUGGAUCCAGUGCGAACGACCUUAAGUCUGCGCUCAAGGGAGCAUGGGGCGACAAGCUGAAAUCCUCCAAGAAGCCAAUGAUCAUUGUCGGCUCUGGUGCUGUUGAGCACCCAGAUGCCAAGGCCAUCUACGAGACUGUCGGCUCGUUCGUCGAGCAGAACAAGGCCAACUUCUUGACCGAGGAGUGGAACGGCUACAACGUCCUCCAACGCGCAGCCUCCCGAGCGGGCGCGUUCGAGGUCGGCUUCUCCGUGCAGAGCCCUGAAACUGCGAAGACCAAGCCUAAGGUCAUCUGGCUGCUGGGGGCCGAUGAAAUUGAACCCUCUGACAUUCCGAAGGAUGCUUUCGUUAUUUACCAGGGUCACCACGGUGACAAGGGUGCCGCGCUCGCCGACGUGGUCCUCCCCGGAGCUUCUUACACCGAGAAGGGUGUCACUUACGUGAACACUGAGGGCCGUGUGCAGAUAACGCGUGCUGCUACAUCGGUAUACGGUGCUGCUCGCGACGACUGGAAGAUCGUACGUGCCGUUUCAGAGGCACUCGGGGUACCGCUUCCGUAUGACGAUGUUGAAGCACUCCGCGAUCGCAUGGAGGAAGUUUCCCCUGCUCUUCGACGGUACGACAUUGUCGAGCCACCGUCAAAGGAGGCUCAAGCACUCAGCAAGGUCCAACUUGUUGAACAGAACAAGGGCGCACAAAUCACUGGCUCGCCUCUACGAAAGGUCAUCGAGAACUUCUACUUCACAAACGCCGUCACAAGAUCAUCGCCUACGAUGGCAAGAUGUUCAGCAGCAAAGGCUGCCAAGGACCCCCACACCAACUUCAUGGCACCUGGUGAGCCUGAUCCACAGGUCGAAUAUGGCCCACCUCAAUUAGCUGGUGCGAGUGCAUAG